AGCCCCGCCCCGAAGUUUGAGGGGUGUGGACGGUUUGUGACCCCCUUAGCCGACCCUACUCCUCACUGGCCGGGACAACUGGUCUUAUCACGGAGGCUGGGGCCAGGCAGCCCUUCGGUUCGGGUGGGCCCAUGGACCCGAGUCCAACGCCGAGGGAAUAGGACCAUCCAAAAGCGGAAACUUCGCCUCAGAAAAAGGGUGCGGGACCCCUCCUCACCGUGCGGUCACGUGUGCCAGGCACUGUGCCAAGUAUUUUGCUUCGAUGAUUUCACGUCAUCUUCAAAACAACCUCAUGAGAUAAUUAUUUGAGCAACUACUGGGGCAUUAUAUUGGACACUUCAGUACCAAGAGAAAUACAUACGAUCCUUGUCUACCAGGAGUGUAAUAGAAAGAUGGACAGGGCUGGGUCAGUUAGAACCUAAACAAACUAGAGACCUGGUUGCAACCCCUCAGGCUCUGCUGAUGCUGUCCCCCUUUGUUCCUGCAGCGUGGACCCUGCCAGCAGCCAGGCCAUGGAGCUCUCUGAUGUCACCCUCAUUGAGGGUGUGGGUAAUGAGGUGAUGGUGGUGGCAGGUGUGGUGGUGCUGAUUCUAGCCUUGGUCCUAGCUUGGCUCUCUACCUACGUAGCAGACAGCGGUAGCAACCAGCUCCUGGGCGCUAUUGUGUCAGCAGGCGACACAUCCGUCCUCCACCUGGGGCAUGUGGACCACCUGGUGGCAGGCCAAGGCAACCCCGAGCCAACUGAACUCCCCCAUCCAUCAGAGGGUAAUGAUGAGAAGGCUGAAGAGGCUGGUGAAGGUCGGGGAGACUCCACAGGGGAGGCUGGAGCUGGGGGUGGUGUUGAGCCCAGCCUUGAGCAUCUCCUUGACAUUCAAGGCCUGCCCAAAAGACAAGCAGGUGCAGGCAGCAGCAGUCCAGAGGCCCCCCUGAGAUCUGAGGAUAGCACCUGCCUCCCUCCCAGCCCUGGCCUCAUCACUGUGCGGCUCAAAUUCCUCAAUGAUACCGAGGAGCUGGCUGUGGCUAGGCCAGAGGAUACCGUGGGUGCCCUGAAGAGCAAAUACUUCCCUGGACAAGAAAGCCAGAUGAAACUGAUCUACCAGGGCCGCCUGCUACAAGACCCAGCCCGCACACUGCGUUCUCUGAACAUUACCGACAACUGUGUGAUUCACUGCCACCGCUCACCCCCAGGGUCAGCUGUUCCAGGCCCCUCAGCCUCCUUGGCCCCCUCAGCCACUGAGCCACCCAGCCUUGGUGUCAAUGUGGGCAGCCUCAUGGUGCCUGUCUUUGUGGUGCUGUUGGGUGUGGUCUGGUACUUCCGAAUCAAUUACCGCCAAUUCUUCACAGCACCUGCCACUGUCUCCCUGGUGGGAGUCACCGUCUUCUUCAGCUUCCUAGUAUUUGGGAUGUAUGGACGAUAAGGACAUAGGAAGAAAAUGAAAGGCAUGGUCUUUCUCCUUUAUGGCCUCCCCACUUUUCCUGGCCAGAGCUGGGCCCAAGGGCCUGGGAGGGAGGGGUGGAAAGGAUGUGAUGGAAAUCUCCUCCAUAGGACACAGGAGGCAAGUACGCGGCCUCCCCUUCUCAUCCACAGGAGUACAGAUGUCCCUCCCGUGCAAGCACAACUCAGGUAGAAAUGAGGAUGUCAUCUUCCUUCACUUUUAGGGUCCUCUGAAGGAGUUCAAAGCUGCUGGCCAAGCUCAGUGGGGAACCUGGGCUCUGAGAUUCCCUCCCACCUGUGGUUCUGACUCUUCCCAGUGUCCUGCAUGUCUGCCCCCAGCACCCAGGGCUGCCUGCAAGGGCAGCUCAGCAUGGCCCCAGCACAACUCCGUAGGGAGCCUGGAGUAUCCUUCCAUUUCUCAGCCAAAUACUCAUCUUUUGAGACUGAAAUCACACUGGCGGGAAUGAAGAUUGUGCCAGCCUUCUCUUAUGGGCACCUAGCCGCCUGCACCUUCUUCCUCUACCCCUUAGCAGGAAUAGGGUGUCCUCCCUUCUUUCAAAGCACUUUGCUUGCAUUUUAUUUUAUUUUUUUAAGAGUCCUUCAUAGAGCUCAGUCAGGAAGGGGAUGGGGCACCAAGCCAAGCCCCCAGCAUUGGGAGCAGCCAGGCCACAGCUGCUGCUCCCGUAGUCCUCAGGCUGUAAGCAAGAGACAGCACUGGCCCUUGGCCAGCGUCCUACCCUGCCCAACUCCAAGGACUGGGUAUGGAUCGCUGGGCCCUAGGCUCUUGCUUCUGGGGCUAUUGGAGGGCCAGUGUCUGUGACUGAAUAAAGUUCCAUUUUGUGGUCCUGCA
Pan troglodytes (chimpanzee) is the source of this 2285-nucleotide messenger RNA. RefSeq names its product transmembrane and ubiquitin like domain containing 2 (gene TMUB2). Bases 513 to 1418 code for a protein of 301 amino acids. The transcript is spliced from 5 exons. Gene Ontology annotation, biological process: ERAD pathway. Gene Ontology annotation, molecular function: protein binding. NCBI's taxonomy places the organism in Eukaryota, Metazoa, Chordata, Mammalia, Primates, Hominidae. The record is from RefSeq and is a predicted model, not a curated record.